GACAAGUUCUCCUACCACAGUAAGGACAGCAGAUGGUCUUUGCCUUCUGCAAAUCCUCCUCUCUGUACAACAUCCUGGGACCCAGAAACACCUUGGAGAAGAGAGGAGGAGAGAAGAAGAUUCACGGCCAUCAGCACCCAGCCCUGCAGCCCAUUUACAGCCAGGACCUGCUCCCAGCCGCCAGUAGCCAUGGAAGGAAACCGGGAUAAUCACCGGAGCGUGUUGAACCUGGUGGCUGUGUUUGAGGAGCACUGGGACGGCAAAUUGGCCUGGAGGGACAAGCAGGCUCUGCAGGGCCAGAGUACAGCAAGCAACCAGCCCCACCAGGUUCCAGCAUCCCCCGCCAGCCAGAGCCUCUCCCAGACAGCUGCGAGGUACCCUGCAGAGCAAGAGGAGGAGGAGGAAGAACACCAGGGGCAGCGGGGGCUCAGCUUCAAAUGCCUCCGUUCUUUCCGACACAAAAUCAGUGAGGACAACUGGAGAAGGCAGCAGGACACAGACCUGGAGCCUGGCAGCAAGGAACCAGAGGAAAAGAAAAUUGCUCUGGAGCUGCUGGAGACAGAACAGGCUUACGUCAACCGCCUCCACCUUCUCGACCAGGUAUUCUAUAUGGAAUUGAUGAAAGAAGCCAGAAACGGGAAGACAGUCCCGGAGGAGGUGGUGAAAAUGAUCUUCUCUAACAUCUCCUCCAUCUACCAGUUCCAUGCCAAGUUCUUCCUGCCAGAGCUACAGAAGCGCAUGGAGGAUUGGAGCUGCAACCCACGGAUCGGGGAUGUGAUCCAGAAGCUUGCACCGUUCCUCAAGAUGUAUGGUGAAUAUGUGAAGAACUUUGACAAGGCUGUGGAGCUCAUCACCGUCUGGUCAGAGAAAUCCUUGCCGUUCCAGGAGCUCAUUGCUGACAUCCAGAAGAGGAAGGUCUGCGCUAACCUUACGCUGCAGCACCACAUGCUGGAACCUGUGCAGAGGAUCCCACGCUAUGAACUCCUCCUGAAAGAUUAUGUCCAAAAACUACCACCAGAGUCCCCAGAUCGGGACGAUGCAGAGAGGGCCUUGGAGAUGAUUUUCAUGGUGGCCAAGCAUUCGAAUGCGGCCAUCGCUGAGAUGGAGCGACUGCAGAACCUCUGGGUGGUCUAUCAGCGGCUGGGCCUUGAGGAUGACAUUGUGGAUCCCUCCAACGAGUUGAUCAAGGAGGGACCGAUCCAAAAAGUCUCCACCCGCAACAACAGCACAUCGGAGAAGUACCUGUUCCUGUUCAACAACAUGCUGCUCUACUGCGUGCCCAAGGUCAUCCAGGUGGGCGCUGAGUUCCAGGUCCACCUCCGCAUCGAUGUGGAUGGCAUGAAGGUGCAGGAGCUGUAUGACAUGCAAUUCCCUCACACCUUCCUGGUCUCGGGAAAGCAGCGGACGCUGGAGCUGCAAGCCAGGUCUGGGGAGGAGAUGAAUGCCUGGAUCAAGGCCUUCCAAGAUGCCAUUGACAGGAAGGAGAAGAGGAGUGAGACCUUUAAGACAGCGGUGCAUGGGCUGGAGAUGGAGACCCCUGCGCUGAAGACAGAGAAGCUGGGCCACCGAGCUCCACAGUGGGUGCGGGACAACCUGGUGACCAUGUGCAUGCGCUGCAAGGAGCCCUUCAAUGCCAUCACGCGCCGAAGACACCACUGUCGAGCUUGCGGAUACGUGGUGUGCGCUCGCUGUUCUGACUACAAGGCCGAGCUGCAGUACGAUGGGAACCGCCCGAACCGCGUGUGCCUGGAGUGUUACGUUUUCCUGACAGGGCACAUGGUGCUCGAGGACCAGGAGGAGAAGCACAAAGGCAUCCUGGAGAAAGAAGCCGCAGAGGUGUCAGGCAAGAGUUUGCUGUGCAGUUUCCUGCAGCUGCUGGACAAGAAUGGCAAGGGGGGCAUGCGGGGCUGGUUUGUGAUCCCGCGGGAUGAUCCUCUAGUGCUCUACAUCUAUGCAGCCCCCCAGGAUGUCCGAGCCCACACCUCCAUCCCGCUGCUGGGCUACCAGGUGAAGGACCUUGCCCAGGGUGACUCCCGACACCUCUUCCAACUGGUGCAGUCCCGGCAGGUCUACACCUUUGUGGCCAACACCAAGGAGCUGAAACGGUGCUGGAUGAGGGCCAUGGCACGCUCCGCCGCGGGGAUCACACACCUGGAGGAGGAUGAGGAUGCAGACUCCUGCGAUGAAGCAGAAUGAGGCCAUGCCCGCCUCCUGGGCUGCCUGGUGGGUCAAACCACCCACUGCCCAUCCUGCUCAUGGCCAGCCUUGGGCAGAUCCCCAACCUCUUUGUAUUUUGGCUUUUCAUCAUGGAAAGAGCAAGACAGUGACAUAUUUGCCACUGCAUGGACAGGCCAGAUUUCCCUUCUCCUCCCUCGGAAUCACAGUCACUGAGGUUGCAGAAGACCUUUAAGAUCAAGUCCAACCGUACACCUCACACUGCAAGUUCACCUCUACACCAUGUCCUUAAGCACCACAUCCACAUCUUUUAAAUCCCUCCAGGGAUGGGGACUCCAGCACUGCCCUGAGCAGCCUCUGCCACUGCCUGAGAAUCCUUUCAGUGAAGGAAUUUUUCC
Molecule: messenger RNA, 2573 nt
Organism: Cuculus canorus (common cuckoo)
Lineage: Eukaryota; Metazoa; Chordata; Aves; Cuculiformes; Cuculidae
Gene: FGD2
Product: FYVE, RhoGEF and PH domain containing 2
Exons: 16
Coding region: 190-2196 (668 amino acids)
Biological process (GO): filopodium assembly; cytoskeleton organization
Cellular component (GO): cytoplasm
Molecular function (GO): guanyl-nucleotide exchange factor activity; metal ion binding
Source: RefSeq, a predicted model, not a curated record